Molecule: messenger RNA, 2310 nt
Organism: Felis catus (domestic cat)
Lineage: Eukaryota; Metazoa; Chordata; Mammalia; Carnivora; Felidae
Gene: EGLN1
Product: egl-9 family hypoxia inducible factor 1
Exons: 5
Coding region: 479-1798 (439 amino acids)
Biological process (GO): cellular response to hypoxia; peptidyl-proline hydroxylation to 4-hydroxy-L-proline
Cellular component (GO): nucleus; cytoplasm
Molecular function (GO): peptidyl-proline 4-dioxygenase activity; ferrous iron binding; L-ascorbic acid binding
Source: RefSeq, a predicted model, not a curated record
CCUCCCCUCGGCCCUCCCCUCGGCCCCCUCCGCCCUCGCGCGCCGCCCGCCCGGGUCGCGGCGGGGCCGUGGUGUACGUGCAGAGCGCGCAGAGCGAGUGGCGCCCGCACGCCCUGCGCUCUUCCACAGGCCGGGCCGGGCAGCCCCGGACGGUGAGGCGGCGGCGGCGGCCGGGGCGGCCGAUCUCGCGCGUCCGGGCCCGCGUGCCCGAGCGGAGGUCGCCGUCCGCCGCGCAGGCCGCGGUCCCUCAGCUCGCGGCAGCGAUGAGGCGCUGAGGCGGCCGCCGGCGCUGCGCGGCAGGACCCGAGGACGAGGCAGCGGCCGGGCCGAGAGCGCGGGGCGCCGGCCUCCCUCAGGCGAGGAGUGGCGGGUGCGUGGCGCAGUGACGGCCUCUGCCGCUCCGCCCGUUCCCCGGCCCCGGGCGAGGCCCUCCGGCCGCCACCCGUCCUGCUCGGCCGCCGUCGCCAACGCCGCCGCCAUGGCUAAUGACAGCGGCGGGCCCGGCGGGCCGAGCCCGAGCGAGCGAGACCGGCAGUACUGCGAGCUGUGCGGGAAGAUGGAGAACCUGCUGCGCUGCAGCCGCUGCCGCAGCUCCUUCUACUGCAGCAAGGAGCACCAGCGCCAGGACUGGAAGAAGCACAAGCUAGUGUGCCAGGGCGGCGAGGGCGCCCCGGGCCCCGGAGCGGGCCAGCACCGGCACCCCGGCUCCGCGCCGCCCGCCUCCGCGCCGCCGCCCAGGGCCGGCGGGGCCGGGGCCAGGGAGGCCAGGAAGGCAGUGCAGCGCCGGGACAGCGCCGCCGCCGUCGAGAAUGCGGGCGCGCGGGCCGCCGGGGACGCGGCCAAGGCAAAGGCCAAGCCCGCGGCAGACCCCGCGGCGGCCGCUCCCCCGCUUCGCGCGGCUGCAGGCGGCCAGGGCCAGGCGGCGGCGGCGGCGGCCGAGGUGGAGCCCGCGAAGGAGGAGGCGCUGGCCCGCGCGUCGCAGUACCAGGAGAAGGCGAACCUGUACCCGCCGAGCAACACGCCGGGCGAGGGGCUGAGCCACGGCGGCGGCCUGCGGCCCAACGGGCAGACGAAGCCCCUGCCGGCGCUGAAGCUGGCGCUGGAGUACAUCGUGCCGUGCAUGAACAAGCACGGCAUCUGUGUGGUGGACGACUUCCUGGGCAAGGAGACCGGGCAGCAGAUCGGCGACGAGGUGCGCGCCCUGCACGACACCGGCAAGUUCACGGACGGGCAGCUGGUCAGCCAGAAGAGUGACUCGUCCAAGGACAUCCGAGGCGAUAAGAUCACCUGGAUCGAGGGCAAGGAGCCCGGCUGCGAAACCAUCGGGCGGCUCAUGAGCAGCAUGGACGACCUGAUCCGCCACUGUAAUGGGAAGCUGGGCAACUACAAAAUCAAUGGCCGGACGAAAGCUAUGGUUGCUUGUUAUCCAGGCAACGGAACGGGUUAUGUACGUCACGUUGAUAAUCCAAAUGGAGAUGGAAGAUGUGUGACAUGUAUAUAUUAUCUUAAUAAAGACUGGGAUGCCAAGGUAAGUGGAGGUAUACUUCGAAUUUUUCCAGAAGGCAAAGCCCAGUUUGCUGACAUUGAACCCAAAUUUGAUAGACUGCUGUUUUUCUGGUCUGACCGUCGCAACCCUCAUGAAGUACAACCAGCAUAUGCUACAAGGUACGCAAUAACUGUUUGGUAUUUUGAUGCAGAUGAGAGAGCGCGAGCUAAAGUAAAAUAUCUAACAGGCGAAAAAGGUGUGAGGGUUGAACUCAAUAAGCCUUCUGAUUCAAUCAGUAAAGACGUCUUAUAGAGCCUUUGAUCCAGCAAUACCCCCCUUCACCUACAGUAAUUGUUGACACGAUUUGUUAACUUGUGAAUACAAAUAAGUGGGAUAAAGACACAUAGACAACCAGUUGGCAUUUUAAUAAGGAAACAGAAACAACUUCUUUGUGUUGCAUCAGAAGGAAGAUCUGGACUGCGUGACUUUGUACUGCAUGAUCGACUCCAAACCUGUGAUUGCUAAUGGGAAGAGUAUAAGCCACCAGCUGACAAUGGUAUUGACAUCUGGACAUGAAAUAAGUGCCCUCGGUAGAAUUUUUUCAUUCUUAAUAUUUUGCCAGAUCUGUCAUCUAGAUGAGUUCAUUUCAUCGCUCCCUUUUUUAUAUAGUCAAGUUUGAAUUUGAAGUAAUUUUUGUAUGAUCAGGUACAAUAUAUCAAAACUGAACUGAGAAAAAAUUACAGUAUUAUUCCCCAAAAUAGCAUCGAUCUAUUUUUGUAAACUUCUUCGUACUAUUAAAUUUUGCCCUAAAAGACCUCUCAUAA